This is a messenger RNA of Uncinocarpus reesii 1704, 3213 nucleotides long. RefSeq lists its product as uncharacterized. Lineage: Eukaryota; Fungi; Ascomycota; Eurotiomycetes; Onygenales; Onygenaceae. The transcript has a single exon. Bases 1 to 3213 code for a protein of 1070 amino acids. The record is from RefSeq and is a predicted model, not a curated record.
AUGUCAUCAGAUGAUCCCCCAUCCGAAGUCAAUGAGAAUUAUCCAGACUUUGAUUACAACUGCUUACAACCUCCACCGGAGGAAUGGGAACUCUAUGAUAUCCCAGACAAGACUCACCUGAGAAAUAGGGCACUCGAUCUCAGAACAUUCAAAAAGCUAGUGAAGCAUCACACGUGGGGGAUCUACGUUGUCAUUGGAGAGCGACGGACGAAAGAGAGGCUGUUGCAGGUGUUGAAGAGGAUUAUAUUCAACCAGUCACCUAAUCUUCGGCCGACGUGGCAUGAAUUCAUAUCCCGGAACUGUGACGCCGGACCCCGGCUACUGCGCAGAAGUUAUAAUGCUUUACAAAUCAGCAGAAACUAUCCAAAUGGAAUCCCAGGGGAGUCAAUAUACCUUCAACCAUCGGCCACACAUCAUCAACCGCAGUUGAUGAUUCCACACGGUCUCCAACCUGGAGCGUUCACGCAUGGGCCCAUUGGGCUACUGAGACAGCCAGGUUAUCCUGCUUUUUCUCAUGGUGGCCCCAAUAUCCCGCAGCCAAGGCAAAUGGAGUUUCAUUCUGGUCCCAUACCCGACCAGAACCGGAUGUUUGAACAUGGUCACUCAAGAAUACUGCUAAGGCCAAACAGCGACAUCCAACAGUCCUCAGUGCAUAAUUUGCUACCUCAUAAUCCGAACACUAGUCCUCCCUACCGGCCCGUGUCAAGUAUCGCGCAAUCGACGCCAAGCCGAAACCAAACCGCAUCCUCUGCGUCUGCUCGAUCAGUGACGGAACAAAGGUCCAAGCAAUUGCCAUCCAGAUCAAGCGAAGUAUUUGAGGCCGUGGAAAGGACCAUCAUGAGCUUCCCGUACAGGAAGCUUCAUCGCCAUCGAGAUGCACCUCCCAGUACCGAGCCAGUGCGAAAUCUCGUCGCAACCUCCAACGUCCAUCUUGCACUGAAUACCUCUAGGACAGAGUCUACGAUAUCUCAUAUUCAGGCGAUAAUUACGGGGAAAAUACCUAUUUUCAGCUUUGACCCGGAUGGUGUUCGAUACCCUUAUCAUGGGCGUGGUCCAGUGUCGAGACAUGAUACAAGUGCUGUAGAUUGCGCAAUCGUGGUCGGCAAACUAUUAGAUGCUGGUACGACCAUUGCCGACCGUGGAGAUGAGGUGGAUUGGGCUUAUCGCCUCACAGCUCUGGAAAACGCCUUUAUUGAUGCGUCGAAUGUUAACUGGGAUAUUCUUUCUGAAGCCGAGAGCGCCAACCAGCGCGACCAGUUUCAAGAGGUAGUUGCCAAUUGCUUUAGCGAUAAAGGUCUUUCAAUGAUCCCGUCGAAUGUGUGGGCUGCGUGCACGGAAUCUUUCAGCCAGUUUCACGUUCGAUAUAACGAGCACCUCUAUCCAUGCCCUUGUCAACGGGUUGCUCCAACAAGUAGUGCGGAUCAAACAGUGAAUUUGAUAGCUCCAGACUUUCAGGAGGGUGACAUGGCGGGAGUCGGUGUCGCUGAGUUAUUUUACCGGUUCUUUCAAUGCCCUCAACGGUUCAACUGCACAAAAUGCGGAUCCAGCGACACGAACUACGUGGAAAAGCGAUUCAGCCAACUGCCCUGGCGUCUAGCUGUUCGGCCCGAUCAACGAACAGUACUGCAGUCCCAUAGUUUGCAGAAUAUUACUUUUGAAUAUACAAGCCAUGACGGCUCCCAGCAUCAAGCAACCUAUCGCUGGCUGGGAGGGAUAUAUUGCGUUCUUAUUGGCCAGGAAUACCACUUUCGCGUUUACUGGAACGACAACGGGCGAGGUGAAGCGGACGAUGGGGCUCUCCGGUUUUACGAUGGGACUCAACUUUCCGGUGCCAUCAUCGGGGGCUUACAUGCCACAGGCUCUGAACGGAUACCGCCUACUUGGUGGGUAGGAGGCGCUCCACCGGUGCUUUUUUACGAGAAGGUGGUGAACCCUGAGCAAGAUGUGUUGAGUGCUGCUCAUCGAGCCGUGCAAAUUAUGCAAGAAUGUGCUAAUAGCGGUCGACUUAUUCUUCAGUAUCACCGGGGAUGGGCGCCGUAUCCCCAAGACCCAAAUGCCAAAGGCCAGACGAUAGAUCGACGGAGAGCAUCAAUCGCACAAUCCUUCAACCAAUUCCCAUCAAGCAAUGAACCCAGGCGACCGCAGCAUUAUUCUGGGGUACCAGAGGCCCGGGUCCAGUCCCUGAAUCAGUCGGCAGUCCGACUCCAAUCGCGCACUGCAGAAAUAACACAACAACCGCUAGUUCAACGACGGAGGUCGAAAUACAGCCAGCAGGGUAUUCCAGCGAGUCACCAACGGCAGCCAAGCAGGAGCGGGAACAAAUCGGACUUCGUGGCUGCGCCGCCCAACCAUGGAUAUGAAAGCCGAGAAGAUGCUCAAGCCAGACAAAAUCUACAGCAAGCUAGUCUUGAAGGGGGUUCUGGGGUGCGAGCAUCAACAGGCUGGCAUGCACACUGCUCGGACACCUGCUCUAAUGUCCCGGAGCUCCCGCCAGUGACAGGCUCUGCAUGUGUGCCGUUUACGGAUAGAGAAAUCCUUUCCGAUUCUAUAUUUUCUACUUCGUGGAACACGGGCCCUUCCGCGUCAACGAUGACGACGAGUUCUGAUAGCAUAAGAGACGCAAAUACCAAUUUAUUACCGCAUAGGAGUCGAGGUUCAGGGUCUUGGGCGACCGUUCUCGAAGAAUGCUUGACAGUAGAGAAGCCAGGUGUGUCCCAUUCGUAUCUUGAUCACCUCUGUGCCGCCGGAACCACAGCUGGAACUGAAGUAGACCACAAUUCGAAUCCUCAAUUACCUAUUGGACUAGCAAAUCUGCCUAUCUCAAUUCGCCGACCAGGAACUGCCACCGAGAUUGAUGAUGCCGGGGCCUGGGCAUUCGACUUUGAUGCUGCGAGCGCUGAGCUGCCAAACCUGACUCUGCCAGCGACCGCACCAAACAUCGGCACAGCUGCAAUGACUCCGACUUUAAACGCCUUUGGAAACAUCCUGCAGGGGUACGGGGAGCAUCCGGAUCAUCUGCAAGAGCCCAGAGUUUCCCAGGCGACUGGUCAGGCACAGGCCCGACCAGACGCAUUCGCGAGCGAGCCGGGCGUUCCCAGCAUCCCUGCUAUCGACAGCGAUCCCGAUGGUGAUACUGGCGAGAAGCGAAAGAGGCAGCAGAGCACAGAGGAUGGCCAUGGGCUUUCGAAGAGGUCGAAGCAAUGCUUCGUCUGA